Molecule: messenger RNA, 6666 nt
Organism: Dermochelys coriacea (leatherback sea turtle)
Lineage: Eukaryota; Metazoa; Chordata; Testudines; Dermochelyidae
Gene: PAWR
Product: pro-apoptotic WT1 regulator
Exons: 9
Coding region: 191-1195 (334 amino acids)
Biological process (GO): positive regulation of apoptotic process; apoptotic process
Cellular component (GO): cytoplasm
Source: RefSeq, a predicted model, not a curated record
GAAACUUCGGAGCCGUUCCGCUUCUUCCGGGAGUGGGGCAGCGCGAGCAGCCAGCCGCGACUCACCUGGAGCCGGGGCCGCCAGCGCCGCGGCCCCUUUCCUCGCAGCGACCAGGCUGUGGUGCUUGGGCCAGUAGCCGCCCCUCCCCCCCCCCCCCCCCGGAGCAUCGCCCAGCUGCCCCGCUGGGAACAUGGCGUCCGGCGGCUACCGGAGCAGCGGGGGCAGCACCACGGACUUUCUGGAGGAGUGGAAAGCCAAGCGGGAGAAGAUGCGGGCGAAGCAGGCGCCGCCUCUGCCGGGGGCAGCGGCCGGCACUGACGGUAAAGCCCCCGGGAGCGUUUCCUCGGCUGCCGAGAUCAACAGCACCCUGCACCCCGCCGGCCCGGCCGCCCCACCGCACCCCCCGGAGCGGGGCGCCCCGCCCCCUAGCGGGGGCACGAACUGUGUCCCCCUCUCCGCCAGAGCCGGCUCCAAGGAGCCCCCGCCCCCAGCCGGGGGCAGAGUGGCCGAGCCUGCGGGGAAGCCCCCCGCCGCGCCCGGCUCCCCCGAGGAGGAGAAGGCGGCGGCGGUGGCGGCGGCCAAGGGGAAAAGCUCCGGUCCCAGUGCCAGGAAGGGGAAGGGGCAGAUCGAGAAGAGGAAGCUGCGGGAGAAGAGGCGAUCGACAGGUGUGGUGAACAUCCCCGCCGCCGAGAGUCUAGAUGAAUAUGAUGACGAUGAAACAGGACAGAAGGAACGAAAGAGGGAAGAUGCUAUCACACAGCAGAAUACAAUGCAGAAUGAAUCUGCCAGUGCAGACCCAGGUGGUUCAUACCUAAUACAGAUGGAUGCAGCUGAGAUGAAUAUCUAUUUACAGGGUCAUGAAUCCUCUAGGACAGUUCCAAGCAGAUAUAAAAGUGCAACUAAUGCACCUGAAGAUGAUGUUCCAAAUCGAUAUUCCCGAACAGACAGGACAGGAUAUAGCAGAUACAGCAGGGAUGCAAAUUCUUCUGGGAAUUCUGUACCAAGCAGUCCUUUGGAAAAGAGGAUUGAAGAACUUGAAAGGGAACUAGCCAAGGAGAGGCAAGAAAAUGUAAGAUUAUUGAGGAUGACACAGGACAAAGAGGAACAGAUUGGGAAAUUGAAGGAAGAAAUUGAUUUAUUAAACAGAGUCAUUACCCUGGUAGCUAUCAUAGCUCUUCCAGAGAAGAUCAGCUGACCAGUUUUUACCAGAGCUUUUCUUAACCCAAAUUACCAGAUGAAACUGAGGAGUUGUAGUGCACACGAUGACCACAAACAUUGUGCUAAAUGUCAACCAUGUGUAACAAAUCAGUAUUGUUGUGCCCUUUCUUUAUAACUCUGAGUAUUGUAUAAGGAAUGUAAUGAUACUUUGUAAGAAAACAUGGGGUUUUGGGGUGUUACAUAAGACUACCUGAAAAAACUCCAGUAUGGUUAUUGGCAUCUUGACAUUGACCCAUUAGUAUUUAUCCCUGGAACUUGGAUGGAUUCUAUAGACCAAGAGUCUGGAGUUAAAUUUUUGUUUUUCUAUAUUAAUUAAUCCACGUUUUUGCCUCAAGGCUCAUAAUACCAAUGAUGCAUCUUUAGAAACAUUGUAAUGUUUGAUUGCAGCGGAGUAGGUAUGGUUGCAAUCAGCCACCAAAUAUGCUUAAAGGGUUGGGAGGAGGGGCGAAUACAAACUACCGAGUCAUCACAAGUUUAGACUCUUGAAUAAACUUGAAACAAUUCUCAAAUUUCUCCAUGGAAAAAUUCUGUCUAUCAGAGACAUUCUCUCCCCACCUCCAUUUAUGAGCCUGCUCCUGCUUACUGUAUUCUGUUUAAAAAAACUUACAAAAUGAUGCAACACUUCAUUACUCUGGCAGCAUCAAAUAGAGAUGCAAGAUGCUGGGACUGAAAGAGACCAACUAUUCUAGGGAUAAAUUUCAGCUUUAUCCUAUCCCUUAGAUAUAGGCUAUGGUAAAGGUUAACAAACCUAGGAGGAAAUACUUAAUAAAAAUGUGCACACAAAAGAACUAAUUAUGGAGGUUGGAGAUCUAGGUUUUAUACAACAAGGUUACUUUGGCAGAGCUUCCAGUUGUAGACAGAAAAAUUGGGAGCUGAAGCCCCUGUUUUAUAAGGGCCUGAAGCCACUCCUGCUGUCUAGUCAGUUCGGGAUCCACUCAGAACAAUAGUGGCUUCAGCCCUUACUUUCCCCUAUCCUGCACUGAACUAUAAUUCCUAGAAACCGAGAGACAAUAGCUCCUACUUCAAGGAAUACUCAAUUUUUUUUUAAGAAACACAAUUCUAAUAAUCUUUCUCAGUCCUGGCUGGGUUGUAGGCAGAGGAAUUGGGCCUAUAUGCUAAAUAAUACUACUCUUCCUGGAUAUCCAAUCCCCCCACACUCCCCGCUCCACUCCCAAUCAAUUGUAAGGGGCUGCAAACUGUCUGGGAGUGGUAAUACUGUGUUGAUGUUUUUGAUUGGGUAGUGAAUGUCUAAAACUGGCCCUGGUUUUGAGCAUUUUAUUUAUCCCUUGCAGUGAUGUGCUGGAGGUGGUUCGUGUUAAAAUUCUAUCAGCAAAUUGCAGAGGACUUGUGAUUUCCCUCUCUCUGCAUGCUGCAAAAUCAAAUGUGCCAAAGAUGAAUUAUACCUGGGGCUUCUGAAGACAAAUGUUUUGCCUGUGGAAUGUACCAUGUUGCAUUAUGUCAGCCGUUUAAAAACACACAUCAACUCUCCCAUCUUUUAAAACAUAAAUGUACCUAUAUUUUAGGAACCAAGUAUUGGCUAAAUAUUUUCAGUGUCCUGUGACACUUCCUGGGGGUACCCAGUAUAGUGAAGUACCUCGCUCCUACCUGCCCUUAGCAUAAGGAAACCUUGUCUGUGCCAGCCAUGAGUUAACUCCCUGAUUCCACAGGCACCACAAGUAUUCCCCACUCAGCCUAUGCAGGCUCUUGCUGUCUACAGGUUAGUGAUAGGUCCCUUUGGAGCCCCUGCUGCACUUGACACAUACAGUGUUCACAGAGUCACUGCUCCCCAAGAAACAAUACACCCCAGUUUAUCAGCUUCACCUCUGAUCACUGCUCUGCUUAGCACACAGCACUUAGAUAAGUUUAUAGUGAAAACAAGUAAAAGAUUAUUUGACAAAGGAUGGGGAUUCAAGUGAUAGCAAGUAGAAAUAUUGGAAACAAAUGGUUAUCUAUAAAAUAAAAACAAUACGCACCGUAGGUCUUUCUGGUUUAUCACAGCCAUGCUUCCCUAUGAUCUUCUAUUCAUGAGACAAGUCAUGCUAUCAGCUUGCCUCCUCAGUGAAAAAGAUCCCAGGUAUCUCUCUGUACCCCCAGUUAUACUCACCAAUCCAUUGUGUUUACUAGCAAACAGGCUGCUUCCCCAUUGUCUUUUUGUGGGUGUGCCUCUUUCUUGUCAAUUAUGAAAUCUCUCGAUUUAGCAUUUGGCUUAGUUUGUAGUCUGUUGUGAAGUGGUCAAUACACAUAUGACCAGCCAGAGAUAGAAAAGAAUCUCUUCCCUCUUACCUGACAGGAGCACAUUUUAUCACCUUCUGGUGACCUGCCUUAACUCAUGUACCUUAAAAACAUAAUUUUCAGUACAGGUACAUUAUUCUUUAGACAUUAGCUGUACAAACAUUUCACAGUGAUUAUGAUGAACUCUUGAGUGUGCUCUUGAGUCUUGGUAGAGACUUCACAUGCCACCCUUUCGUAAACUUAAUAUGCAUAUAUCUGACUGAGGGAUCCCUGUAAAACUCUGUGCAACCCCUGUGCCCUCUCCCAGUUGGCAUCAGGGUCAUGUGCCUGGUUUUGGUUAUUAGAUAGUGUUUUAGUUAAAUGCAGAAAUGCAUUAAUAGACUCCUCAGCCACUCAUCUCUUCAGUUCUGCAAACAAACAUCCAGCUAGUACACAGGAUUCAUUACAUGCCGAGACGGAUGUUUUAUGGGAAGCUUGUUAAAAUAUUACUAAUGUAUCAUUUAUUACUUGGAGGUAAUAGAAUUAUAUAGAUUUUCAUAUUAAACAUGUUACAUUUAAAUCAUCCUGGCACUAUAUAUAUUUUUUUUCUUAAGUGUCAGAUAUUAAAGAUUCCUUUUGGUUUUACAACUAACAUACUUUUCUCCUCUUCCCUAUUUUAAAUUAUUGCACUGAAUUUGUUUUUGUCAAAUAGCCAUGUCCUCCAGGAAAUACUAAAUAGGAUUAGCAACUGUGCUGGCUGGUGUUGUGACCUAAGAUUUUUUACUACAUUCGGAUCAUCCUUAGUAUUGGCCACUCGCAAGCCAUGUGUUGUAAUGGUUAUCUGCAGUAGUUAUUGUUACAAGUAACCCCUAUGACAACUAAAAUUGAAAGAGAUUAGAGGAAAAAAAGUUCUCUUUUUUCUAUUUUACUAUGUGUACAAAGGUUUUUAUUGUUUCCACUCUGAAGUCAGUUGAGUUAAUCAGUUUCUCCUGUUUUGUUUUGGUGCGGUUCUUUUGCACAGCAACAGGGGGAGAAAAAUAUUUUGUAUACAUGUUUCUUUUGUGACCGUAAAAAUCACAAAAAUGAGCAGGUCUCAAGAAAGGCACUUACCUAAAACCUCUUUGAAUUCCUUUUUUUUAAAUAAAGUCAUUAGAUUUCAAAUUUAGUGUGCCUUUAAAUGCUCUCUUUCUUCAAACUCCUUUUAAAGCAGCCAGCUGCUCCUCUUAGUAAUCCUUUUUUAUUUUAAAACCUGUCUCUGCAAUUUCAGAAGGCUUUUGAACACUAUCAAUAUUUUAUCUGAGAUAACUGACAACAGAUCAAAUUACUUUAGACGCCUUCUGCAGGAGUCCAUAUUCUGAAGCGGUGGUUCACAGUAGCUAUAAUUUACUCCACCAAAGCAGCAAAGAAUUUGCAGAAAACUGUUCUCCUGAAGCCUAGCAGAUUGUAAUGGUCUCCUAAUCCAGCAGAGUUGGUUGCCUUGUAGGAUGUAUAACGGAUGCUGGAAAUCUUUAAUAUUUCAAAGAUGGUGGUGACUGACAGAAAGUUUCAUGCCGGUUUACAUAACAUAAGUGGGGUGGAUCCAUUCCAGGUACAAGUGAACAGGAAUCCCCAUUAACAGCAAGGUUGUAAAUUGUGGUGCAGGGUGUUUGUUUCAGCAGAGAGGCUGAAGAUUCAGUCAAUAAAGAGACCGAGCUACUGGAUUACCCUUACAUGGCAGUACUUCCAGAACACUGUUAGGGUGCACUGGUGAAGCUGAUGUCCGUGCUCUGCCUACUCAAUAGAUUAAUAAAGUACUCCUACUCUCCAGACAGUCAGUUUGGUACCUUUUCAACACCAUUCCAUUCUGUUUGUUAGUAUUAGUUAUUUUUAUUUUAGUUUCAUUUGGCUGCUGUUUUCUUGAGUGUUCCACAUCACAGAAGUCUAGUUGGCAAUUUUCUUCCAUUGCAGUUUUUCUGUGAGGCUUCAUUUUACAGCCAUCCCUUGAUUUUUGUCUUUUAGUCUUCAAGAGCUAAAAUCCCCUGAGAUGCAGCCAGGUAUUUAUAUAUUAGUUUAUCUGCCAAAGGAUAUUUCAGUGGAUUACCACCUUCCCUCUUUCUUUCUUGGAGCUUUGAGAGUUCUGUAAUUUUUUUGUAUAUUUUACUGGACUUUUAGUCUAAUACGGGCAGCCUAAGGCACUGACAGAAGAGCACACAAUGAUGAGAAUAUUACGAGACGCUCCUUGUGGUGCUUCUGAACACCCAACAUUUUGAAUCUGUGAGAAGUCCUGUGUGGUUACACACUGGAAGCACAGAGAUGUCUAGAGCCCAGGCGAAAGUAAUCCACUGAGGUGAAGAAUAGUUACUGGUAAAUAAUGUUAUGUUUUUCUCUUAAGCCUUACACUUGCCCUGUCUUAUUAACCUGCUACGACUAGAGUGUUAAACCAACAUAUUACAGGGCAGAAUCAUUAACCAAAUGCUGAUCUGGGGACCCCAAAGACAGUAUGAAUCAGCUUCAAUUCACGCAGACUGGGAACAUGUCGUUUUCUCCCCACCACCCCAAAUCUCUGAAUUUUUGUCCCAUUUUUUAAUGCAUGCUUACAAAUUACACUAUGUUCUGAUACCAAGGAACAGGGAGGCCUCAGAGCAAGUUGGCUAUUGGUUGUUCUGGAGUGCAGUGAGACACAGGCUAUAGUUUACUAAGCAUUGGCACUAAAGAGAGAUUCCCCCCCCCCCCCCCCGCACUAUGGCACAAAGCCAUACAAAGUUCUCCAACGACAUUGGAACAAAUGUCCUCAAUUACACAAGAAUUAACAUAACAUACUGUUUUAAGACAUAGAAAACAAAUAGUACUUUGGAUUUUUUUUUUAGUCUUUGCGUUUAUGUGUGCAAAAAAUGUCCUAAUUCAGAACUGCGGUGAGGAAAGUUAAUCCUAUUUUCUUCCUUGAAUAAUCUUCCAUUCCUCGGUUUGUUAAACAUUCUUGGCACUUGCAAGUCAAAGAAAAGAUAAUACAUAGUUCUGAAGAAUAACCUUUUCAGUACUUAUAAAAUCAGAUCCCUGUAAAAUACGAUCUUAAUAGAAGUUUAUAAAUGAAUCUUUUAAAUGUCAAAACGGGAAAGUAAUUUGCAGAUUUGAGUGUUUUAAUAAAUGUUGUUAAGAAUCCACACUGUAACAUACUGUAAUUUGCCAGUCACAGAACAAGUAUACUCUUCAGACAUGUUUUAGAGGACUUGUCUCUAUUAGACUUGGCUAUAGUUUAAA